Messenger RNA from Bursaphelenchus okinawaensis, 702 nucleotides. Lineage: Eukaryota; Metazoa; Nematoda; Chromadorea; Rhabditida; Aphelenchoididae. The record is from the annotation of a GenBank genome assembly.
AUGCAGCUGUUCGACGAUCUCACCGAAGACGACGUUGGCCUCUACAGUAAGGACGAGAAGUGCGUCUUCCAAAACUGCUUUGUCAAGGACAUAAACAGGAAGCUGAAGCAGGUCAAGACGGAACGAAAUCAAUAUUUGGCUGCGGAGAAGAGGGACAAACUCAAAAUUUGGCUUCAUCCGACUCUCAAUGCCAAUAUUGACCUCGACGAUCGAUGGGAUCCACCUGCUGAUGUUCGUGCUACCACUAAAGUGUAUUCGGCUUCACAAAUGAAGACUCAGGAGAAGAAGAUGGUCACCAAGUACAAUUUGAACCCGAAAAUGGAUCCGCGGUUUGAAAGUGGAUAUUACUCAAAGUUCUUCUAUCGACAGAGGGCAGUUUCACCAAGAAAAUAUCCCGAUAUACACCAUCAGUAAGUUUUUAUUUAAAAAAUGGCUAGCCAAUGUUCUCUUUAUUUUUUUGUAAUUUUUUUAAAUUUUGGUUUAAAAAUUCAUUUUUUAAUUUUGAAACAUUUUGUAAAUUUGAGUUUCGAUUUUUAAAUUAAAAAUUUUUUUUAAAUUUUAAAUAUCUUGUUUUAUAUUACUUAAGAUCCUUCUUUAAGUUGCAUCUUAAUGAAGAACGACGUCCAAAUUUGUCGCUAUGACGACUGUGAAUACGCUGACACUGCAGUCGCGAUCAUAAGGAUGGAACUUUCGUGGAAAUAG